Penicillium salamii is the source of this 1824-nucleotide messenger RNA. NCBI's taxonomy places the organism in Eukaryota, Fungi, Ascomycota, Eurotiomycetes, Eurotiales, Aspergillaceae. The record is from the annotation of a GenBank genome assembly.
AUGACCGCCUGCAUAUCUCAUGAGUUUUCCCCUUCAAUGGCGACCAAGCUUCAAUCCUCAUCAAAGCUCAAAAUGAACGGUGAUACCUACUCUUCCAGAGAUACUGGUCGUUCGCGCGAUCACUUCGUAAGUACCAGCCACAAUCUGGCCGCAACACCUCGGCGACUAACCCAAAUCCAGCGCGACGAGCGACGAGACCGAGACCGGGGUGACCGACCCGAACGUGGUGACAGACCAGAGCGAGGAGAGAGGAGGCGAUCUCGUUCUCCCCAUCAUGGAUCCCGAGGCGAUUCCCGUCGUGAGCGCGAGGUGAAUUCCUAUUCUACAAGUCGCGACUACCGUGCCCGCGAACGCGAGGACCGCUACUCUGGUCGCCGUGAUGAUCGGGACUGGGACCGCGGAGACCGCGGAGACCGUGGAGACCGCGGAGAUCGUGGCGAGCGCGGCGAGCGCGGAGGUGAACGAGGAGAUCGUCGACGUCGUGACUUUGAUGACAGGCCCCGUCGGGACUUGUUUGAGGAGCGCCGAGGCGGCGGUGGCCGUGGUGGUGAUCGUGGUGAUCGUGGAGACCGUGGAGACCGUGGAGAUCGCGAUAGACGCGAACGCAAGCGCAGCGCUACACCCCCGCGCCGCAAGGAACCUACUCCAGACUUGACCGAUGUGCCUUCAGUUUUGGUUCGCCAGCGCCGAUUGACUCAGUGGGAUAUGAAGCCUCCUGGAUACGAGAAUGUUACUGCUGAGCAAGCAAAGAUCUCUGGAAUGUUCCCUCUCCCUGGAGCUCCUCGUCAACAACUCGUGGACCCCAGCCGUAUGAAGGAAUUGCUGAACCCUCCCACCGGUGAUGCCGAAAACGCCGCUCUCAAGCCCUCCAACUCCCGCCAGUCCCGACGUCUUUUCGCCUACAACCUUCCCAACGGUGCCACGAGUGGUGCCGUUAUCGCUUUCUUCAACCUUCAGUUGAACGGACUGAAUGUCAUUAAGAGCGCCGAUCCUUGUAUCUCAGCCCAGGUUUCCCAAGAUAAGGGAUUCGCUCUCCUCGAGUUCAAGGACGCCAAUGAUGCCACCGUCGCUCUGGCCUUCGAUGGAAUCACCAUGGUCAAUGGCUCAGAGAAGGGACUUGAGGUGCGACGACCCAAGGACUACAUUGUUCCCAACGGCAGUGUAGACCAGCAAGUCCAGGAGGGUGUCGUCCUCAGCGAAGUGCCCGACUCCCCCAACAAGAUCUGUGUUUCUAAUAUUCCCGCCUACAUCCCCGAGGAGCCUGUCACAAUGCUGCUUAAAUCAUUCGGCGAGCUUAAGUCAUUUGUAUUGGUGAAGGAUGCCGCAACCGAGGAGUCUCGGGGAAUUGCUUUCUGUGAAUACGCCGACCCAGCCGCCACUCCUAUUGCCGUUGAAGGGUUAAACGGCAUGGAGCUUGGUGACCGCCACCUCAAGGUUGUGCGCGCCAGCAUUGGAACCACCCAAGCUUCCGGCCUAGACAUGGGCGUCAACGCCAUGCAGAUGUUCGCCAAGACCACCUCCCAGGAUCUGGAGACCACCCGUGUCUUGCAGCUCCUCAACAUGGUCACCCAGGACGAGCUUGUUAACGACGAGGAUUACGAAGAAAUUAUGGAAGACGUAGGCGAGGAAUGUGCCAAGUUUGGCAAGAUCAUCUCCAUGAAGAUCCCCCGCCGCGGCCACGGUGCCGGCAAGAUCUAUAUCAAGUAUGACAAUGCCGAGUCGGCUUCCACUGCCCUCAAGGCACUGGCUGGACGAAAGUUCUCGGACCGUACAGUUGUUGCCUCGUACUUCGGGGAAGAGAACUUUGAUACCGAGGCCUGGUAA